Messenger RNA from Caenorhabditis bovis, 951 nucleotides. NCBI's taxonomy places the organism in Eukaryota, Metazoa, Nematoda, Chromadorea, Rhabditida, Rhabditidae. The record is from the annotation of a GenBank genome assembly.
AUGAUUGAAGAAAAACCAUUAAAAGUUCUGCAAGAAGACGCUAGCACUACUCGUCCAACAUCAACGGAUCCAAAAUGGGGACCAGCGCGUGGAGGAUUAUUCCAAGUUGGCGAUUUUGAAAUUGGAAGACCGCUGGGAAAAGGAAAAUUCGGAAGUGUCUACCUUGCGCGAACAAAAAAGAACAAUUCACAUUUUCACGUAGCUUUGAAAGUUUUAUUCAAAUCGCAACUCAUCAGCGGAGGUGUCGAGCAUCAACUCGAACGAGAAAUCGAGAUCCAAUCUCAUUUAAGCCAUCCAAAUAUUCUGCGAAUGUAUACUUACUUCUGGGAUUUGAAGAAGAUCUACUUGGUGCUUGAAUACGCGCCGGGUGGCGAAAUGUACAAAAAAUUGCAAAAAGAGAAUCGAUUUUCGGAAAUGACUGCGGCUAGAUACAUGUAUGAAAUCGCGGACGCUUUAAGCUAUUGCCACAAAAGGAAUGUGAUUCAUCGCGAUAUCAAACCAGAGAAUUUGUUGCUCGGAAUUAAUGAUGAGCUGAAACUCGCGGAUUUCGGCUGGAGUGUUCAUGCGCCAUCGAACAAGCGGCAAACGAUGUGCGGAACUUUGGACUACUUGCCGCCGGAGAUGGUUCUCGGCCACGAGCACACCGACGCUGUCGAUCUUUGGGCCAUCGGUGUGCUUUGCUUCGAGUUCCUCACUGGAAGGCCGCCAUUCGAGCACGACAAACAAAGCGACACCUAUGCGAUGAUCAAAAUCGCCAAAUUCUCGUUUCCCGACUAUGUCUCGCGCGGGGCUCGAGAUCUGAUCAACAAGCUUCUUGUGGUUGAUCCUUCGAAGCGAAUUCCGCUCGAGCAGGUCCGAAGUCACGAUUGGGUGCAAGCAAUGCAAGAGAAGCGGCGACUCGCUGAACGCCGCGCUCAGGAAACACGAGAAGCUCUACUAAAGAACCACUAA